Molecule: messenger RNA, 1396 nt
Organism: Oryza brachyantha (malo sina)
Lineage: Eukaryota; Viridiplantae; Streptophyta; Magnoliopsida; Poales; Poaceae
Product: salicylic acid-binding protein 2-like
Exons: 4
Coding region: 95-781 (228 amino acids)
Biological process (GO): salicylic acid metabolic process; jasmonic acid metabolic process
Molecular function (GO): methyl jasmonate esterase activity; methyl salicylate esterase activity; methyl indole-3-acetate esterase activity
Source: RefSeq, a predicted model, not a curated record
CAGGCAGUUGGACCACUUUAUUAGGGUCCUCUCUCGUACUUGUACCUCCAUCCCGGCCGAGCUCCAACGCUAACUACUAGCCUACUACUACCCCAUGGCGGACGACAUGGCCUGCAAGCACCUCGUCCUUGUCCACGGCGCGUGCAUCGGCGGCUGGUCCUACUUCAAGGUGGCAGCGCGGCUCCGGUCGGCCGGGUACCGCGUCACCGCGCCGGACCUCGGCGCGUCGGGCGUCGACCCGCGGCCGCUGCGCGAGGUGCCGACGUUCCGCGACUACACGGCGCCGCUGCUGGCCCUCCUCGGCUCCCUCCCGCCAGGGGAGAAGGUGGUCCUCGUCGGCCACAGCCUCGGCGGCGUCAACGUCGCCCUUGCCGCCGAGCUGUUCCCCGAGAAGAUCGCCGUCGCCGUGUUCCUCUGCGCCUUCAUGCCGGACCACACGUCGCGGCCGUCGCACGUGCUCGAAAGGUUCAUCGAUGAGAAGUGGCUGGACUGGAUGGACACGGAGAUGAAACCACAGGACGCAGAGGGCAAGCUCCCCACUUCCAUGUUGUUUGGGCCACAGAUUGCACAAGAAAAAUUGAUGCAGCUGUGCUCGCCAGAGAUGAUGAGGCUGUUGGCAAAUAGCAAGUCAACCCGCAAGAUGGUGGUACUCGUUAACUCAUACAUGGGCGCUAUAAAAGAGAAAAAAAACGCACCUCAUCUAGUUGCAGAUCCAUUAAAAAAUGGGAAUCUCCGGUUUUUAAAGGUGAUCGAUAUUGCUGUGGUGACUGAUAGCUGCUAAAUUGUCAAUUAGCUAUCCGCCACGCACCUGGUCACUUUACAAACAAGUUUGUUUGAAAGGGAUUAUUAAAAAUAUCAUUUUGUUUAAAAACUUUUGGAGGUGCUACAGUAACUAUGUAAUCAUAGCCCAGUACGUUAUAAAUUUCAUAUAAGUUGUGUUACGGUGUUACCCCACGACAUCGAUAAUUUUUUUCAAGCGACCUAGAUUUUUUGUUAAAUCUUGAAGGUCCAGAAAUCGAAGUCACAAUGUACUUACAUCCUGCUACAUAAUCCCAAAUAAUAACGAGAGCAAAUAUUUACUCCAUUGUAUUUUAAUAGGUGAAGUCAUUAACUUUUUGGCAUUGUAUUUGACAUUUUAUCUAAAUAUGCGAAGACAUACAAGUUACAAUGAAAUACAUUUAGUAAUAAUCCAAUAUCAACGAAAUAAAUAAUACUACAUAAAUUUUUAAUAAUACAAAUGAUCAAACUAUACCAAAAAAAAUCCACUUAUUUGCCUAUUGAAACACAGACAGGGUACAACAGUAGCUAUGCAGCUACGCAGAACAGUACGUGCAAUCAAUUCAGUUGGAGCAUGCAUACCGCGCGCUGAAAUUGCUCAUCGAUCAUUUCGUCUUUG